Messenger RNA from Physeter macrocephalus (sperm whale), 649 nucleotides. It is a transcript of the gene PIN1, whose product is annotated as peptidylprolyl cis/trans isomerase, NIMA-interacting 1. The transcript has 4 exons. Lineage: Eukaryota; Metazoa; Chordata; Mammalia; Artiodactyla; Physeteridae. The record is from RefSeq and is a predicted model, not a curated record. Gene Ontology annotation, cellular component: cytosol; nucleus. Gene Ontology annotation, molecular function: peptidyl-prolyl cis-trans isomerase activity; protein binding. The coding region runs from base 49 to 540 and encodes 163 amino acids.
CAGAGGCGGUGCAGCGGAGGCGGAGCGGGCUCUGCGGCAGGAGGGAAGAUGGCGGACGAGGAGAAGCUGCCGCCCGGCUGGGAGAAGCGCAUGAGCCGCAGCUCAGGCCGGGUGUACUACUUCAAUCACAUCACUAACGCCAGCCAGUGGGAGCGGCCGAGUGGCAAUAGCACUGGCGGUGGCAAAAAUGGACAAGGGGAGCCCGCCAGGGUCCGCUGCUCACACCUGCUGGUCAAGCACAGCCAGUCACGGCGGCCCUCGUCCUGGAGGCAGGAGAAGAUCACCCGGACCAAGGAGGAGGCUCUGGAGCUGAUCAAUGGCUACAUCCAGAAGAUUAAGUCGGGAGAAGAGGACUUUGAAUCUCUGGCCUCACAGUUCAGCGACUGCAGCUCCGCCAAGGCCAGGGGAGACCUGGGUGCCUUCAGCAGAGGUCAGAUGCAGAAGCCAUUUGAAGACGCCUCCUUUGCACUGCGGACAGGGGAGAUGAGCGGGCCCGUGUUCACGGAUUCUGGCAUCCACAUCAUCCUGCGCACGGAGUGAGGGGUGUGGACGGCCCAGGCCUGCCACACACACACACACCCGCCCCCCCCGGGGUGGGUGCGGGACAGGGUGGCUGGGUGCGCAGACUCCGCUCCCUGCUGCCGCUGAC